Molecule: messenger RNA, 2460 nt
Organism: Sitophilus oryzae (rice weevil)
Lineage: Eukaryota; Metazoa; Arthropoda; Insecta; Coleoptera; Curculionidae
Product: protein charybde-like
Exons: 3
Coding region: 164-664 (166 amino acids)
Biological process (GO): apoptotic process; negative regulation of signal transduction; regulation of TOR signaling
Cellular component (GO): cytoplasm
Source: RefSeq, a predicted model, not a curated record
CGUCAGCUGUUCGAGCCGGCAGUCAGAUCGAGAAAUAGCAAGAAAGUAGGAGCUAGCUUAGUACAAGCAAAGCACCUCUGGUAUCGAAGCCUAGGCUUCCCCGUUCUCAAUUGUGAUAUUAUUUUCUAAGUGUUAGAAUUUUAAAUUUUAUCAAAGAAGAAAAAUGGAGGUUCUGCCAGUACAAAACAAUCACCCUCACUCGGAAUAUCAAACACAAAACAAAUGGUAUUACGACCCGAGGCCUCAUCUCCAGGAACCCUCCAAUUCGGCAGCUCAUUUCCUCUCGAAGAUGCUGGAACAAGAGAUCAGGUCAGCGAAGAAAACUCACCUCUCCGCCGGCGAAGUACUUCUACCGAACGGACUUCUGCAAAGGGUCAGCGAAGAUGUACUAGCUGCAGCAGAGUCAGAGUGUUGCGGAGUGAGAGGCAUGACUCUCCACCUGCUUUACGAAGGUGAGGAGGACUGCCGCAGAAUGAGCUGUUUAAAAUUGGAUCCAUCAACACCAUCAACCUUCGAAGUCUAUCUGACUUUCAAGCAAGCCAACGCCGGAUGGGGCUUCUUGCCACAAUUUUUAAAGAGAAUAACAAGGGGUGGCACUGUAGUCAUUAGUACGGACUACGAGAUAACGAAAAAGAAGCUGUACCGGCCGGUACAUCGCGAGUGAGAUGACGCCUAGUCGUCGAAAUUCCAGAGACUGAUGGAAAAUGAAAAAGCAUAUUACACAUAAGUACUGUUUUCUUUUUUCUAUUUUUAUAGAUGUAUAAAAUAUGGAAGAAUCAUAUAAGCGCAGCGUGAUCUAGUUUUAGUUUUUCUAAUUGUGUGUGAGGGCUGUUUUCGUUUCCGAUUUUCCAAAAAAAAUUGUUCGAAAUCGUGAAUAUUCACGUUAUCACUUCUCAAAGGAAAAUGGAAGGAAAUGCGUUGGGAAAACAGCCCGUUUAUUUAACAGUAUUCGACUUUUCCAGAGAGUUUGAAACUCUCCAGAAAAGAUGUUCGUACGAGCGAUGGUCCACACGGUCCAAAAGGAUUCGAUUCAACGAGUCCGUGAAUUUUUUACGUGAUAUGAAUUUUGUAUUAAAAUAAUGCAUAUUGAUAUAUAACAUGUACCUGUACUUAAGAUAUAUCGUCGUUUUAAAUUUAUCGAUAAAAAAGAAUUUAAAGUUUUUUUUUCAUUUUCGUGUCAUAUUUUGAGGGAGAAUCUUCAUUUUUUUGUUUCGUCAUAAUAACUUUACUAAAGUAUAUUUUUUCGUUUAUUAAAAUUUCUUCAUUUUAACCCAUUCAUUUUUAUACGAUCUCUCCUCGAACAUAUGUGUUUUUUAAAAAAUAUAAUUUUUUUCUUGUGAUAUUUUAGUAUGUAGACUACGUAGACGUAAAAAUGUAUCUGUGAAAAAAGUCGAAAAAAAAAGUAUAAAAAUGUUUUAACAUACAUGUUGGUACAAACAAAUCGAAAAAAUUUCAUGUGUGUUAAUUAAAAGAAAAAAUAUAAUGCGAGGCUAUAUUAUAUAUUGUCUAUAUUUAGAGAGUAAGAGUAUUUAUAAGUUUUUUAUAUUUGAUGAAUUUUGUAGUUUGAUAGAAUUUAUCUAUAGCUAUGUGUGAUAUAAUCAAUAGAAGGGCAGGCUUAGUCCUGCACAUUAUCUCAUGCUUCAUAGAAUUUAUUAAGGACAGUAAUAAAAAACAUGUUUUUUUACAUAUGGCUUUCUUUUCCACCACCCCUAUAAUACUGACCUAUACUCCAGUUUAAAACAGUUACUCAGAAACUUGAAACAUGUUGAAUGAAAAUAAAUAUCAAUGUUGAUCUGGAAGUAGUUGAUAAAUAUAAUUAAUGAUCACGACUUUAAUCUUUGAAAUAUAUUGUUAGAUGUUUCCAUUGAUUGGUGUGUAAGUUUUGAAACUUGGUAAAAUUAAGUUGCGAUUUUCCAAAAAAAAAUGUUCGAAAUCGUGAGUAUUCACGAUAUCACUUCUCAAGGGAAAAUGGAAAGAAAUGCGUUGGGAAAACAGCCCGUUUAUUUAACAGUAUUCGACUUUUCCAGAGAGUUUGAAACUCUCCAGAAAAGAUGUUCGUACGAGCGAUGGUCCACACGGUCCAAAAGGAUUCGAUUCAACGAGUCCGUGAAUUUUUUACGUGAUAUGAAUUUUGUAUUAAAAUAAUGCAUAUUGAUAUAUAACAUGUACCUGUACUUAAGAUAUAUCGUCGUUUUAAAUUUAUCGAUAAAAAAGAAUUUAAAGUUUUUUUUCAUUUUCGUGUCAUAUUUUUGAGGGGAGAAUCUUCAUUUUUUUUGUUUCGUCAUAAUAACUUUACUAAAGUAUAUUUUUUCGUUUAUUAAAAUUUCUUCAUUUUAACCCAUUCAUUUUUAUACGAUCUCUCCUCGAACAUAUGUGUUUUUUAAAAAAUAUAAUUUUUUUCUUGUGAUAUUUUAGUAUGUAGACUAUGUAGACGUAAAAAUGUAUCUGUGAAAAAAGUCG